GAAAAAAAGAAAUGAAAAAUUAAAUCCCAACCCACCCAUUUCUCUCUGUGUCUGACACUCACUCUCAUACAAAGAAGAGAAAAUAAAACACACUACAGAGACUCACGUUCACACAUAACAGAACAGAAACCAUCACUAUAACAAUAAUAACCAUAACCGCCCUUCUCUCUCCGCAUCUUCUUCUCUUUGUGGUGGUUAUUGAUGGUGUCGAUUAAUGGGAUGGAGCAGAACAACGUGAUCGCACCGUUCGUUAUAAAGACAUAUCACAUGGUCAACGAUCCGAGCACCGAUUACCUUAUAGCAUGGGGCCCAGCGAACAACAGCUUCAUCGUCGUCGACCCUCUCGACUUCUCUCAGUCUCUACUCCCUGCCUUCUUCAAGCACAACAACUUCUCCAGCUUCGUUCGCCAACUCAACACCUAUGGUUUCAGAAAGGUGGAUCCAGAUAAGUGGGAGUUUGCAAACGAGUGGUUUCUGAGAGGGCAGAAGCACUUGCUGAAGAAUAUAGUUAGGAGGAAGCACGGCACGAGGAGCUAUAAUUCUUUGCAUUUCAACAACCACCACCACGGUGGCAAGCAGCAGAUUUUAGCGGCGGAGGAGCUCGACGAUGAAGCCAUGAUGGUGGAGAUAGCGAGGCUGAAGGAGGAGCAGAAGGCUUUGGAACAAGAGCUUCAAGGGAUGAACAAGAGGUUGGAGACAACCGAGAAGAGACCACAGCAAAUGAUGGCUUUUCUAUGCAAGGUCGUCGAGGAUCCCGAGGUUCUAUCCAGGGUUCUUCUUGAGAGGGAGACCAGGCAAAUCGCCGACAAGAAGCGCCGCCUUAUCACGGCUGCGACCUCCUCGUCUUCGUCUUCUGGUGUUGCCGUCAAGACGGAACUCGAGGAGGAGGAACCAACUGUCGGGAAUAUAAUAUCUUCUUCGCCAGAAACCGGCUUCGAAAUUGAUAAUUUUUGCCACGUGGCGUCGCCGUCUCCGCCGCAGGAGGCGGCGCUGGUGGCCAUGGGGUGGUUGGGGCAGCCGCGGCCGAGGAUUGGUCAUCACUACCAACAGCAGGGGCAUAAUGGAUAUAGAAGUUAUAAUAACAAUUAUAAUUAUAGUUCCGCCGCCACACCGAAGCCGUUGACGGUGGUUCCUCCGACGGCGCCGCCGCAGGGUAAUGGCACUGGUGGAGGAAAAGGUCACGUGAACUUUUUUAGUGAAAUGGCGGCGGAGAAUAGUCCACGGCCACCUUAUCCGUUUUCACUAUUAGAAGGUGGAUUCUAAGAUUGUAUCUAUUUUUGUUAGAUUUUUACAAUAUCAUGCAUUUUAUAUUCUAUCUAUAGUAAUUAGUAAAUUCUAGGGAUAUAUUUAUAUAUAUAUAUUUUAACAUUUA
Arachis stenosperma is the source of this 1372-nucleotide messenger RNA. Its product is annotated as heat stress transcription factor C-1. The transcript is spliced from 2 exons. Gene Ontology annotation, biological process: regulation of transcription by RNA polymerase II. Gene Ontology annotation, cellular component: nucleus. The record is from RefSeq and is a predicted model, not a curated record. NCBI's taxonomy places the organism in Eukaryota, Viridiplantae, Streptophyta, Magnoliopsida, Fabales, Fabaceae. Gene Ontology annotation, molecular function: DNA-binding transcription factor activity; RNA polymerase II cis-regulatory region sequence-specific DNA binding. The coding region runs from base 202 to 1263 and encodes 353 amino acids.